Dendronephthya gigantea is the source of this 4845-nucleotide messenger RNA. Its product is annotated as multidrug resistance protein 1-like. Gene Ontology annotation, molecular function: ABC-type transporter activity; ATP hydrolysis activity; ATP binding. Gene Ontology annotation, biological process: transmembrane transport. Bases 787 to 4719 code for a protein of 1310 amino acids. Gene Ontology annotation, cellular component: membrane. The transcript has 28 exons. Lineage: Eukaryota; Metazoa; Cnidaria; Anthozoa; Malacalcyonacea; Nephtheidae. The record is from RefSeq and is a predicted model, not a curated record.
GAAAGUAUGCAAAUAUUUCGCUGAAAUAUUAGCUAGCUGCUAGCGAACGAUUUCGCGGUAAGUGAAAAUCCAACCUAAGAUGCACCAAAUCGACGACCAGGACAUGAAGUAAUACUGUCUUAAUUUCCACAGUUUCACAACAGGAAUAAAGAUUAUGACAGACUUCUUUUGGUAAACAAGGUCAGAACUGCAUGUAAAACUACUUGAAACUGGGUUCCUAACAAGCCGGGCUUAUUUAAUCUGACGUCCACGUCGAAGAUUUGGUUCAUCUUAUGGCUGUUUACAUAAGCCCGGUUAUCCACGAGAUUUAGCGAAGCGUGAGAUGAUUUUGAGAUAUUGAAAUAAGCAGACGAUCCUGGCAGUCGUAUAAUAACCACAACAAUAGCACGUGCUUAUUUGAUGUCACAAAGACUUAUCUCAAUACCUCAAAGUCCUCUCACGCUUCGUUGAAUCUCGGGUAACCGGCACACACACAGCCUUAAGGAAAAAUGAAAACUGAAUUUGUGAAAUUUCGAGAGACUUUAAUGCCCUGGACAAGAAAAAAUAUUUUUGGUUGUAAAAGCGCUGUUAAGUUAAAAUCUUCAAAACAGCCUAAAACAUACGGGAAUUACCCAUUUUUUAAUCGUAAAUUGUUAAAAGACUGGUACCGAGGGUUUCGGACUUGUGACGUAUGCAGACACAGCGGGUAUUCGUGACACAGCUGAGCUGCUUGCCUGCACGAAAGCAACACAACAUUACCGAUCGCGACUCGCAAGACAGUGACUUAUUUGUUGCAAAAAUCGCACGAUGUCCGAUAACGAAAGCUUGGAAUCACAGACGGCUAAAAAACAGUCGACAGAUAGCGAAGACGUUGCUGAACAGUCGCCUGUUGUACAGCCCUAUGAGCUUGAGCCGGCUGCCGAUAGCGAUUAUGAGGAAGAUGAGGUAGACGAAACUGACGAGGGCGGAAUUUUGCUCGAAGAAACACUCGAAGCAAAAUUAAAAAAAAAAGGAGCAGCCAGUUCGGGUGAAACAGCGGAUGAAAAGAAACUAGUACCUGUUGGACAAUUGUUCCGAUUUGCUGAUGGCAGAGACAAGUUUCUCAUGUUCCUUGGCGUGAUUGGCAGUAUAAUAUUUGGCGCUAUUGCACCAGUGCAAUGUGUAUUGAUGGGGGAACUUGUUGAUGAUUUCGUGGAUUUUACUAUUUGCCAAAAGAAUGCGAACUGCACUAAUCCACCUGACUUAGAAGACUCGAUGACAACAAUAGGGUUGUGGUAUGUCGGUUUCUCGAUUGCUAACUUCCUUUUUGCUUGGAUGGGAUUGGGUCUCUUCGGGUUAGCCGCUGAGAGGCAAGCACAUAAAAUGAGGUUGGCGUUAUUCCGAAGUGCUGUUCAUCAAGAAAUUGGAUGGUUUGAUGCUCACACUAGUGGUGAGCUGAUCAAUCGCUUGACGGAGGAUAUAAACAAGAUAGCUGAUGGUAUUGGAGCGAAAUAUGGGCGCAUAUUGUCAAGUAUCGUUUCCUUUAUCGUUAGUUAUGCAAUCGGCUUUGUUUAUGUUUGGCAGUUGACACUUGUUAUGUUUAGUCUAUUUCCGCUGAUGGUGAUUGUCGGUGCUAUGAUGUCGAAGCUUACAGGAACUUACGCCGCAAAAGAGUUGGAAGCGUAUUCUAAGGCCGGACACGUGGCGGAAGAAAGUAUUUCAUCGAUAAGGACAGUAGCAGCAUUUGGUGGCGAGUUAAAACAAGCAGAAUUAUAUGAAUCAAAGCUGGACGAUGCUGCUAAGUACGGAAUCAAGAAAGGUUUGGGAACCGGUAUUGGCAUGGGAUGUUUUCAGAUGGUGAACUACAUCAAUUACGCGCUUUCGUUUUGGUACGUUAUCAAGUUAACCCGAGACGGUGAUGCCACUGCUGGAGAUGGGAUGCUGGUAUUCUUUGCCGUGAGCUUAGGAUCAUUGAUGUUGGGGCAAGCGGCUCCCAGUGGCGAAGCACUGGCUGCUGCCCAGGGAGCUGCUUUUGCGGUAUUUCAUAUCAUCGAUAGGAAAUCCGAAAUAGAUGCCUCAGCUGAUGGCGGCCUAAAGCCGACGACUAUUAGGGGUGACGUCACUUUCUCGAAUGUCGAUUUUUCUUAUCCAACCAGAAAAGCGGUCAAGAUCCUUGGCGAUUUUAAUUUGGAAGUGAAAAGUGGAAAAAGGGUUGCAUUAGUGGGAGAGAGUGGUUGUGGAAAAAGUACGAUCGUCAAACUUGUGCAGAGAUUUUAUAAACCUCUUCGCGGAACUGUACUGAUUGAUGGUAAUGAUAUCUCAACAUUUAACGUGAGGCAUCUUCGUCGAUUCAUUGGCGUCGUUAACCAAGAACCGGUCCUCUUUGCAACAACCAUCGCAGAAAAUAUUGCAUUUGGCAAAGAAGGAGCAACAAAAAAAGAAAUUGAAGAAGCUGCACGGCUAGCAAAUGCACACGACUUCAUCACGAAUUUUCCUGACGGCUACGAGACUCUUUGUGGCGAACGUGGAGUUCAAAUGAGUGGUGGACAAAAGCAAAGGAUCGCUAUCGCGAGAGCACUCAUACGUAAUCCAAAAAUCUUGUUAUUAGAUGAGGCAACGUCGGCGCUCGAUUCAGAAAGUGAAGCAGUUGUUCAAGAAGCUCUUGAUAGGGCAGGAGAAGGUCGCACAACUAUUAUCAUAGCUCACCGACUAUCGACAGUGAGAGAUGCCGAUAGUAUCGCGGCUGUAAGCGAAGGUCACAUUAAAGAAAUUGGUUCGCAUGAUGAGUUAGUGGCAAAGAAGGGUCUCUACCAUACUUUGUUGAAAAUGCAGGAAAAAGGAAAGGACGAUGUCAGCGAUGAUGAGGAUGAUAUGAGAGCAGAAAACGAUUUUGAGAGGGGUGAAGCAAUUGAUGGAGCGUUCAAGCUAGGUUCUGUUGGUGGAAGUACAUUAAGCGGUUCAUUCGUUACGAAAACACAAAUUGAUGAUGAUGGAAGAAAACCAGUAUCAUUUAGGAGUUUGAUCAAACUGAGCGCUCCAGAAUGGAAAUACUUGGUUGUUGGUUGUUUUGGUUCGAUCUUGUACGGGACCUUUCCCUUUCUCUACGGAAAAGCUUAUGGCGGACUGUUUGAUACAUUUAGUUAUGAUCCGAAAAUUCCGGAUGAAAACGAAGAAAUGGAUGAUGAGAGCAAAAAGUGGGCAGUCGUGUUUCUUCUUAUCGGGCUAGAAAGUGGUAUUGGAAUAUUCUUACAGAAUUGGUAUUUGGCGAAGGCUGGUGAAGCGUUGACGAAAAGAUUACGAAAGAAAGCAUUUCUGGCAUUCCUUCGCCAGGAAAUUUCGUACUAUGAUCUUCCUAAUCAUGGAACCGGAGCAAUUUGUUCUAGGCUGGCGACAGAGGUUUCGUCUAUUCAAGGGGCAACUGGGCCACAACUUGGAUUACUUCUUGCUGGUAUUGUGACCGUAAUUGGUGGCCUAAUUGUUUCCUUAACUGCAUCUUGGCAACUGGCAUUACUCAUGAUGGCUUUCAUCCCCCUUCUCGUGGGAAGUGGGAUGUUCAUGAACGCCUUUUUCGGCUCCUCAAAAGAAUCCCUAAGUAGAGGUGGCAACACCGCUGAAGAGACGUUUUCUAAUAUCCAAACAGUCGUAUCAUUAGGAAGAGAGGAAGAAUUCUACCAAAGAUAUCAAGAAGAGAUGAUUAUUCCAUACAGACGGGCAAAGAAAACUAGCCAUUUUUCUGGGCUUUCCAACGGUUUUUUCUUUGGAAUCAUGAAUUUGAGCUAUGGAGCAGGAUUUCGUUAUGGCGGAUAUUUGGUUGAAGAAGGUGACGUCAAUAUAGAGGAAAUGAUGACCUCAAUAAUCACAGUAUUGAUUUGCUGUGUUGUGCUCGGACAACUGGCGUCAAUAACACCGGAUUACAAAAAAGCAAAAGAAGCAGCUGAACGAGUAUUUUAUCUCCUGGGUUCAGUCCCCGACAUCGACGUUUACUCAGAGGAUGGAUCGAAGCCGGAAACGUGCAACGGUGAGAUUACAUUCGCCGGUGUUAGAUUCCGUUACCCUACCCGACGAAACUUGAAAGUUCUUCGUGGUCUUGAUCUAACUGUUAAACCAGGUCAGACCGUCGCAUUGGUAGGAACAAGUGGGUGUGGAAAGAGUACAACAGUCUCAUUGGUCGAAAGAUUUUAUGAUACGAACGCGGGUCAUGUGAUGGUGGAUGGGGUUGGUGUGGGGCAACUCAAUUUGAAGUGGCUUCGACGUCAAAUAGGUGUAGUUUCACAAGAGCCGGUUUUAUUUGAUUUAUCGAUAAGAGACAACAUUGCUUUUGGUGACACGUCAAGAAAAGUUUCUGACAUGGAAGUAGAAAAGGCAGCGCAAGAGGCAAAUAUUCACCAGUUUAUCGUAUCCUUGCCUAAGGGCUAUGACACAAUUGUCGGAGACAAAGGGACCUUGAUAUCUGGAGGACAAAAACAGAGAAUUGCAAUAGCACGGGCUUUGAUUAGAGAUCCAAAAAUUUUAUUAUUAGAUGAAGCAACAUCGGCUUUAGAUACAGAAAGUGAGAAGGUAGUUCAAGAAGCCCUUGACAAAGCCAGUAUUGGGCGAACAACACUUGUUAUUGCUCACAGAUUGUCUACAAUACAACAUGCUGAUGCUAUUUGUGUAAUUCGCCAAGGCCGAGUGGUUGAGCGUGGAACUCAUCAUCAAUUGCUCGCAAUGAAAGGAAUCUACUACGCUCACAAUAAAGCACUAUCUUUGAAAAAGGAAUAAAUUCAUUACCUUAACUCUCUCUUUUCAUCCAUAAUAGGACUUGUUACCUUUUUUGAUAUUUUCAGUUAGUGUAUUAUAAUUUCGCAUCAUUUUCAAAAUAAACUUAGUCAUGUUUAAUAAACUAAG